This is a messenger RNA of Eremomyces bilateralis CBS 781.70, 1186 nucleotides long. RefSeq lists its product as uncharacterized. Gene Ontology annotation, cellular component: RNA polymerase II transcription regulator complex. The record is from RefSeq and is a predicted model, not a curated record. The transcript has 6 exons. NCBI's taxonomy places the organism in Eukaryota, Fungi, Ascomycota, Dothideomycetes, Eremomycetales, Eremomycetaceae. Gene Ontology annotation, molecular function: DNA-binding transcription activator activity, RNA polymerase II-specific; transcription cis-regulatory region binding. The coding region runs from base 160 to 792 and encodes 210 amino acids.
UGACCGCCCGUCUCAGCGCAAUUGCGACUGGUCGUUAUCCACAGUCCUCGCUCUUUCAAUCGCGUAGCGGUCCGACGCAUCCACGUCAUACUUCACUUACUUUCUACCGACCUUCACCUUAUCGAUCCAUUGGCAGCAGCCCUUCUCUUCCGCAUCUUCAUGCAGACUAUCUUUUCCGCGAACCCUCUCAAGAAACCACCGGUUACCGCAAUGCAACGGGACAAUAAUAUUGAAAUGAGCCUGCGUGAACACCUUCUUGCAGCACAAGCCGCCCAGCAGCAAGUUCAGCAACAGGUCACCGGAACAACAUCAGCUCAACCUGAGCACGCCAUUGAUCCUGCGAUCUCCGGACCUCCCUCCUAUCCCAACCCUUCCAGUCGCAAGGGCAGACGUGAGCUGUCGAACACUAAACGCGCGGCUCAGAACCGUGCUGCACAGCGUGCCUUCCGUCAACGCAAGGAAGAAUACAUCAAGUCUCUCAAAGACCGCGUCGAUGCGCUCGGCACUCUUGAUCUCCGCUACCGCGAUGUCGUGACUGAGAACUAUCGCCUCCGCAACUACAUCAUCGCCCUUCAGUCCAAGCUCAUUGAGACCUCGAUUGAAGUCCCUCCGACCCCAGCGGAUCUCGACCUGACUCAGGCUCCGAAGCAUCCUUCCGAGGUGCUUGCGGAGCACGCCAUGUCCUCAGCGGCGGCAGAGCAGUUGCAGGCGGCGGCGGCAGCUGCUCAGGCGAGUGAGUUCUCUGAUGCAAAGGAGUCGGAUGAUGCAACCGACGGAGCCGCGUCCCAUUAAGCACUGUUACCCUCCAUCAUAUGAAUACACCCCUUCAACAAAGGCACGAUUUCCACCCACCUACCACGGCGUUUUUUCUUUUACGAAACGGAACAGAUCCGUAUCUGCUGUCGUAGAUGCAUCUUCAUGAGUGGCGUUAAAUGGCGUUGCCCGCACUACCUAUAGGAGUGACAGGAGUUUCUCGAUGAAACUAAUGGAAUUCAAUCAGUGGGGUACGAGGGGUAUAACUUAGGGACUAUGGCAGAUAGCAUAGUGCAAUUCUAAGAUGGUCGACGAGGCCUAUAUUUAUGACUUCUCCUCUAGUGUAGAUUCCGCGUCUUGUAAUCAGCUUGUCUUGUUGUACUCAGCUUAUCUUGUUGCAGCCUGCUUGUCUUGAUGCAGUCCGCCCGUCUUA